Messenger RNA from Symbiodinium pilosum, 969 nucleotides. The record is from the annotation of a GenBank genome assembly. NCBI's taxonomy places the organism in Eukaryota, Dinophyceae, Suessiales, Symbiodiniaceae.
AUGGCGUCCGGGCGCAUAGUUUCAAGUUCGCUUCGAGUCUGCGCAGCUCGUCCCUGUGGCUUUCGGACCUUUGGGCAAGGCUUCCCUGCCUCGCCUCGGGCCUCACUGCUGGACUUGGAGCUCCAACGCUGCGUGGACGGAGCGGCCGUGCUGCGGGUUGGAGCACAGACGCAGCUGCAGCUCACCUUGGCUGACCUCCGUUCCUUUCUGGCUCGCUUGCGGGAUCUCAAGAAAAUGCCCUCAUCAGGCGCAGACCUUCGCCAGUUCCUUGAAAAGGUAGAUGCCGUGCUACCAGGCUUCGGGGCGGAGGGCGCGCACUUGGCACUCACAGGCUUUGCGCAGUUGCGCUGCCGUCAGGGAGCCAUUUCUGCGUGGCCGCUGUUGCUGAGACAUCGGGGUGAGCUCUCGCCAUCCUACUUAGCUGAAGGCGUGUGGGCUGCAUCUGGCAUACCCAGCCCGCCGCGAGACAUCAUCUAUCAAGCAGUCGGCUUGGCUCGAGAGGUCGCGCCGCAUAUGAAAGUGCUGCCGGAUGAGGCAUUGUACCGCUGCAUCUAUGGUUUGGCACGUAUUCACACUGGCCGGGGCUCGACUGAGCUGCUGCGCCGGGCGGAAACUUCAGUGACACAGAUGCUGGGACGCAGGCCGUGCCCAUUGGCGCCAAAGCAGCUGGUAAGACUUUGCUGGGCCAUGGCACGCUUGGGCUGUCGGGACCAGCGAAUAUUUGAGGCACUGGAGGCCCGCAUUGGCAACGUCCUCAACCAACUCGAGGUCAAGGAGUUGGAAGCUCUGUACGGUAUCCUGACAGAGUUGCAGCUGGUUCGUCAGUGGAAGUUAAUUCAUGAUGUGGAGCGGGCACUGGAGUCACGUGAGGAUGAGGCAGCUUCAAUGAACAAAUCUGCUAGGCGAAAACCAUUUCGACGCCGCUGGACGCGGGCGGACCUGAUGCACUCUGUCCUCACUCGCAGAUGA